Messenger RNA from Papaver somniferum (opium poppy), 1349 nucleotides. Its product is annotated as expansin-A11-like. The record is from RefSeq and is a predicted model, not a curated record. The transcript is spliced from 3 exons. Bases 171 to 941 code for a protein of 256 amino acids. Lineage: Eukaryota; Viridiplantae; Streptophyta; Magnoliopsida; Ranunculales; Papaveraceae. Gene Ontology annotation, cellular component: extracellular region. Gene Ontology annotation, biological process: plant-type cell wall organization.
UUCUCACAUGUACUUGUUUUUCAUUUCAUAGUUGAUUUUCCUUCACCUAUUUAAAGACCUACAAAGUCGUUUCUCAUAGUGUAAGUAAGCCAUACUCUUCUUCUUCACCAUCUUCCUCUUCUUCUCCUCUUCCUUCUGUCCUAAAUCUUAAGUACUUUUUGAGUCUGAAAAUGAAUCUCAUGAUUCUUUCACUGGUAAUUGUGUUUGGGUUGAGUUACGGGUCUUUCCAUGUCGAUGGAUAUGCAAUUGGUCCAUGGAAAAAUGCACAUGCUACAUUUUAUGGCGGCAGCGAUGCCUCGGGAACAAUGGGGGGAGCUUGUGGGUAUGGAAAUUUAUACAGAACUGGUUAUGGAACAAGAACGGCAGCUUUAAGUACUGCUUUGUUUAACGAUGGGGCUUCAUGUGGAAAUUGCUAUCAGAUGACUUGUGAUUAUCCAAAAGACCCUGAGUGGUGUUUAAAAGGAAAGUAUAUUACCAUUACUGCAACUAACUUUUGUCCUCCCAAUUUCGCUCAAGCAAGUGACAAUGGUGGAUGGUGCAACCCACCACGCGAACAUUUUGAUAUGGCUCAACCUGCAUGGGAGAAAUUUGCAAUUUACAGAGGAGGGAUUGUUCCAAUCAAGUACCGCAGGGUUCCAUGUAGGAAGAAGGGAGGGGUUCGGUUCACAAUCAAUGGAAGAGACUACUUUGAACUUGUUUUGAUCACUAAUGUCGGAGGGGCUGGAUCAAUUGCGUCAGUGCAAAUUAGGGGUUCAAAGAAUGGUCAAUGGAUGCCAAUGUCCAGGAAUUGGGGAGCUAAUUGGCAAUCCAACUCCUACCUCAAUGGCCAAACACUGUCCUACAAGGUCACUACUACCGACGGAGUUACCCGUACUUUCAACAAUGUCAUCCCGUCUUACUGGACAUUUGGUCAGACCUACAGUACCUCUGUACAGUUCUAAGCUCCUCAGGGGCUUAGAAUUGCAGCUGGGUUUCAAGCUGGCAGAGGCGUGCUUCUUUUUUUACUGAAGCAGCCAGCCAUUGUUAAUGUGUCACUGGAUGAGUUACAGACGGGAACAUUUCAUACCAUCCUUGUGAUUAUUAAACAUGGAUUGGGAACUGUCAAUCUGGGGUUAUUAAGAAACUUGGAUCUCAAACAGUAAGACACAAAGCUUUAAACCCAAAAAUGAUUAUUAUUAUUGUUAUGGAAACCUAUUUUUCUUUUUUUAAGGAUGAAAUUGUAGAUUACCGCCAAUUUUAUAGUGCACUGCAGUGUUUUCCCUUUCAAUAUUUGCCUAAUGUAACAUGAUUUCUCAUAAUGCUCUGUUUUAUCCUAAAUGAAAAAGGCUUCUAAGGUACUGUUCUGUUCA